GGCGGCGGCGUCAUCAGUUGCCGGGCAGAUGGAGCUGGAGCAGUUUGGAGCGGCGCGUGCGGCGGGGGCGGGGCCGGGGGCGGGGCCGAGGGCGGGAGGGGGCGGGGCCCCGAAAGUGAAACCGAAAGGCGGCGCGACGGGACCGUGCUGCGAGGGUGCCGAGCAUCGACCAGGGGAGCUGCACUGGGAGCACUGGUCUUUACUGGUGAACACCCCGGCCAUGGCGCUGCUCCCCGCCGUCCGCCUGUCCUGCCUCCUGCUCCUGGUUGACGUGGUGCUGCUGGCGGCGCUGGCCCGGCUGGCCCCGGCACUGGCCUGGUUGGGCCUGGUAGCCACCUGGCUGGAAGCCGGCCUGCGGCUACUGGCGUUCACAGUGGCCGGGUGGCUACUGGCACCAGGGGGUCCCCGGGGAGCUGCUGUCGUCCUCAGCCUCACCCCCCCGACCUUCCUCACCCUCCGGAGCCUCCUGGUGCCGCACAGUGCCGCCCCAGUGCUGCUGGCCACGGCCGUGCCCCAUUGGUUGGCCUUGACCCACGGUGCCACCACCGCGGUGCUGCUGGCUUGGGCCGCGCCGGCACCUGGCAUGGCCGUGGGCACCGAGUCACCGGUGGCCGUGAGGCGGCUGUUGGCGCUGGCGUGGCCCGAGUGGCCUGUCCUUAGCGGCGCCUUCCUCUUCCUGGCGUUGGCCGUGCUGGGUGAGACCGCGGGGCCGUAUUGCACCGGCAAAGCCCUGGACGCCAUCCGGCGCGGCGAUGGACUCACCGUCUUCACCGUCGGCCUGGUCCUCGCUGCCGAUUUGGGCAGCUCGCUGUUUGCCGGCUGCCGCGGGGGUCUCUUCGUCUUCGCGCAAGCCCGGCUCAAACUGAGCACCCGCCACCAGCUCUUCUCCCGCUUGGUGCGCCAGGAUCUGGCCUUCUUCCAAGGGACACCGGCAGCUGAGCUCUCUGCCCGGUUGGCCAACGACGUGCCCUUGCUGUGCCGGGCGGUGCCGAGCAGCAUCAACAUAGCGUUGAGGAGCUUGGCCAUGGUGUUGGGGUUGGGUGGCUUCAUGGUGGGGCUGUCACCCCGCCUGGCGCUGCUGGCGCUGCUGGAGGUGCCCCUCACCAUCACUGCGCGCAAAGUCUAUGACGCCCGGUACCAGGUGCUGCAGCGAGGCCUGCUGGACGCCACGGCCAACACGGCGGCGGUGGUGCAGGAGGCCGUCUCCUCCAUCGAGACGGUGCGGAGCUUCGCCGGGGAGGAGGAGGAGGAGCGCCGCCACAGCCGGGCGGUGGCCGAGAUGCUGGGGCUGAAGGACCGGAUAGAUGUGGAGUGGGCGCUCUUCACCCUCAUCCAGCGGGCGCUGCAGCUGGCGGUGCAGGUGCUGGUGCUCUGCAACGGGCACCGGCAGCUCCGCGAGGGGACCAUCACCGCCGGCGACCUCGUCACCUUCCUCCUCUACCAGGGUAAAGUCGGCCGCUACGUGCAGGCGCUGGUGUUUGGCCACGGGGAUUUGCUGAGCAAAGCGGCAGCCGGUCACAAGAUCUUGGAGUAUCUGGACAAGGAACCCACCGGGGUCACCGGGGGCACGCGGGCGCCCGCCACACUGCGGGGCCACGUCGCCUUCCAACACGUCUCCUUUGCCUACCCCACGCGCCCCGAGCACCUCGUCCUGCAGGACGUCUCCUUUGAGCUGCGCCCCGGCGAGGUGACGGCGUUGGCGGGACUCAACGGCAGUGGGAAGAGCACCUGCGCGGCGCUGCUGGAGCGAUUCUACGAGCCCGAGGCCGGGGAGGUGCUGCUGGACGGGCUGCCACUGCGGGACUACGAGCACCAGUACCUCCACCGCCAGGUGGCGUUGGUGGGGCAGGAGCCCGUGCUUUUCUCCGGCACCAUCCGGGACAACAUCGUCUUCGGGCUGGAGGGCUGCGGGGAGGAGGAGGUGAGGGCGGCCGCCGCCGCUGCCGGCGCCCUGGGCUUCAUCUCGGCGCUGGACCGGGGUUUCGACACCGACGUCGGGGAGAAAGGGGGGCAGCUCUCGGCUGGGGAGAAGCAGCGCAUCGCUAUCGCCCGGGCCCUGGUGCGGCGACCCACCGUCCUCAUCCUCGACGAAGCCACCAGCGCCUUGGACGGGGAGGGCGAGGCAGCGCUGCAGCAGUGGGCGCGGAGCGGGGGGACCAGGACGGUGCUGCUCAUCACCCACUGCCCGCGGAUGCUGGAGGCGGCCGACCGCCUCGUGGUGCUGGAACGCGGCGCCGUGGUGGAGACGGGGACGCCUGCCCAGCUGCGGAGCCGCCACGGGCCCUACAGCCGCCUGCUGCAGCGCUACCCCAGCGCGGGGCAGCCAGAGACCCCGGGGAUGGGCUGCAGGGAGCAGGGGCCGACUCCUGCCCCGGCAGACGCUCCCGGCGGGAGGGAGAUUUGUACGAAAUAAAGCAGAAUUGGUUCGGAGAGGAGCUGGCGGGGCUGCGGGGGCCGGGGGGGGAACAGCCCGGCCCGGCUGCAGGGUCUCGGGCGCUGAAGCCCCACAUUCACCCUCCGGUUGUCGCUGCCGCCGUGGGAAGCGCGUGGCGCUGACCUCAGUGUGACAUCGUUAUUCUGCCGGCCUCCCCCUCGUGAUAUCACGACCUGGGCACGCUGCUGUGUGGGGCAUCUCUGUACCUACAGCAGCCCACGGCUGCCCCUUGGGAUCCUGGAAGGAUCUUCACUUCCAUGAAGCGCCCGACUUUCAAGUCAAGGCCAGGGACACACGGAGCCUCCGGACCGGCCGCUUCUCCCUCUCGGUUCCCCUUGGGUCCCCUCGGCUCCCAACACGCCAACUGGGAUCCCCCCGUCACUCCAGAAAUCCAGAUGUGUCCUGUCCCCUUGUACCCCGAUGCCAUCAGGGGUCAGUGUGCACCAGUGUCCACCAGGGCCUUCUAUUUCCAGGGGACUGAUGUCCCAGGCCAUCAAAUCCCUUUGUCCUUUGCCUCGGGGCAGGAGGGCUUCUUCUCAGCGCCUCUUUAUGUAGCCUCGUAUCGGGAGAGCUUCUCCUCAGCUCCCGUCUACGUGGCCUCAGAGCUCACCACGGCCACCACAGGGACAAGGAUGCCCAGCCACGUCCCGAAGAAAAGGUGCCCAGUCCCCCCUCAACCCCCUCUUUUCCCUUGUUGUCGU
Molecule: messenger RNA, 3135 nt
Organism: Chroicocephalus ridibundus (black-headed gull)
Lineage: Eukaryota; Metazoa; Chordata; Aves; Charadriiformes; Laridae
Gene: TAP2
Product: transporter 2, ATP binding cassette subfamily B member
Exons: 12
Coding region: 29-2413 (794 amino acids)
Biological process (GO): oligopeptide export from mitochondrion
Cellular component (GO): mitochondrial inner membrane
Molecular function (GO): ATP hydrolysis activity; ATP binding; ABC-type oligopeptide transporter activity
Source: RefSeq, a predicted model, not a curated record